Messenger RNA from Mya arenaria, 1793 nucleotides. RefSeq lists its product as uncharacterized. Gene Ontology annotation, biological process: central nervous system development; regulation of modification of synaptic structure; regulation of translation at postsynapse, modulating synaptic transmission. Gene Ontology annotation, molecular function: protein homodimerization activity; mRNA 3'-UTR binding; translation regulator activity. The transcript has 7 exons. Bases 108 to 1553 code for a protein of 481 amino acids. NCBI's taxonomy places the organism in Eukaryota, Metazoa, Mollusca, Bivalvia, Myida, Myidae. Gene Ontology annotation, cellular component: nucleus; postsynaptic density; axon. The record is from RefSeq and is a predicted model, not a curated record.
CGGAUACCGGUAGUUGAAACUUACCUAUACCAAUACUGUUGAAUGCGUCCUGUGUAUAUUCGUGUUAUUAUUUUGUAUGGAAUUAUAUCGAGAAAUAAAGUUUUGAAAUGGAAUCAGCGGAAUAUGAGUGUGAAAUAUGCUUCGAUGAAACAGCACUUGGAUUUUGCAAGACGUGUGGGCACACUGGAAAAGCGUGUUUAGGAAUUCAUAAAAAAGGAAGGGCAUUUCAAAGUCACAUCAUCGAUAUGUAUGAAGAAGGUGAUGAAAAGACAAAGUUGAGUAUGCGAGACAUCCCAAAGGACAGUUGUAAAGAACAUCCGACUGAGAAGGCGUUAUUUCUUUGUAAGGUUUACGAGUGUGUGAUUUGUGGUCGAUGCCUCAACUCGGGACAUCUUUCAUGUGGAGAACAAGUUGUUGACCUACUAAAGGAGGCGGGAACGAUUCAUUGCGACAUAGUAAAUAACAUGCAAGCAGCUUUAACUGAGCUUAAGUAUGCCAGUAUGCGUUUGAAGGAAGAAAGCAAACGUAAAAAAGAAACAAGUCAACUGCAAGCCGAAAAGCGCAAUUCAGAUCUUGAUAGUUUGGAAACUAGACUGAAACGUUCCGUAGAAGAUGUAAUUAGUCAGGUAAGACGGGAAGCAUGCAAAUUUAACGACGAAAAUUGCGAAAGAUUUUCCAGCAUUGCAUCCGUGUGCGAGAAAAACAUAGUUUUGGCUGAUGAAGAAGAGGAACAAAAUAAAAAGUUUGAAAUGAGUUCUUCUACGGGUCAGCUGUAUCUAAGGAGCAAAUCAUUUAAUAAGACAGUGUCGGAGGCCAAAUUGCAGAUGAAAGAACUUGAACAUAAGCAGACUUUUAAAAUAUUUUGCCUAAAAGAAAACAAUAAAGCUCUAAACAGCUUGUUCGACGUUUUGAGAGACGUUUGCAGAAUUGAGGAGGAAGUUGAUGGCAGCGAUGACGGUAGCACUGUAACACACGUCGGCGGGAUCGCAGCUUCAGAUAAACACAGGAACAGAGAGAUAAAGAGCGGCCAUGUGGAAGAGUUUCGUGUAAAGGACACUAUGAUGGGCCUCGCGAUAGGGACGCAUGGAGCGAACAUUAAGCAGGCAAAACAAGUAGAGGGUGUGACUCAUAUUGAUGUCAAUAAGAAGACAUGUACGUUCAAAGUCUACGGAAAGACGGAGGAAGCAUGCAAGCGGGCACGAAAUAUGUUAGAGUAUACAGAGAAAAAUUACCAGGUCCCACGCGAUCUUGUGGCAAUGGUUAUCGGAAAGAAGGGGAAGAACAUUCAAGACAUUGUCGACAUAUCGGGUAUAGUGCGUGUGAAAAUCGAGGGGGAUGACGAGAGGGAUGACCCACGGCAGGGACAUAAGUUGUUCACCUUUCUUGGUACUGUGGAGAAUAUCAGCAACGCGCAGACUCUUUUGGAAUACAACAUCGAUCACCUAAGGGAGGUUGAGAGACUACGCAAAGAGAAGAUGGAAAUCGACCAGCAAUUACGCAGCCUUUGCCGGUCCCGUACACCCCGUUCCACGGGAACGGCGGAGGAAAAAUAACGAUCAAUAAUCUAAUGGCCGGGAUAGCGACCGGAAGGUCAGGUAUCGCGAUGAAAGGUGGACGGCAAAGGAAGAGACCCUCGCAGAUAUCAAGACAGCCACGAUGGCGGAUGACUGGGUUGAGACAAUGAAGGUUGAGGUUGUGCUAUGAAGUUUAAGGGCUUUGAACUUUCCAUAGAGUUGCGUAUUUACGGAAUUAAUUUGUCUCUUAGGCAGAAAUUAAAUAAAAAUAAAAUUGGC